This is a messenger RNA of Prinia subflava (tawny-flanked prinia), 2191 nucleotides long. It is a transcript of the gene SLC2A12, whose product is annotated as solute carrier family 2 member 12. Lineage: Eukaryota; Metazoa; Chordata; Aves; Passeriformes; Cisticolidae. Gene Ontology annotation, molecular function: symporter activity. Bases 215 to 1999 code for a protein of 594 amino acids. The transcript is spliced from 5 exons. The record is from RefSeq and is a predicted model, not a curated record. Gene Ontology annotation, cellular component: membrane. Gene Ontology annotation, biological process: circulatory system development; D-glucose transmembrane transport.
CCCAGAAUAGCAACAGCCCGUGUCACAGCAAAGGGCAAAGCCUUCUGAAAUAGCAACAAAGUUGUUCACGAACCACUUUGUGGUUUGCAUUUGGUUUCAGCCAGCUUCAGGAACUUGUUGCCAUGAGAAAAACAAUCUGCCCUUUCCCUGCCGGCCGGGGAAGGAGCACAGCCACGGUGUGAAGUGCUCCCGCCCAAGGUGCUCGGGGGCAGUGAUGGCACCUGGGCAGGGCACGGAGGAGCUCAGCCAGCGCAGCCAGACGCUGAGCGCGGGCGAGGAUGAGGAGCGCAGCCGGGGCUGCAGCCGCUCCCGGCUCCCGGCGGCCGCAGGUUGUGGGACAUUCACCUUUCUAUCUUCUGCCAUUGCUGCCAUAAGUGGACUUCUGAUGGGCUAUGAGUUGGGCCUUAUUUCCGGAGCUCUUCUUCAGAUGAGCAGCAUUUUAAUGCUCUCUUGCAAAGAGCAGGAAGUCAUUGUAAGUUCCCUGCUUUUUGGGGCCUUGUUUGCAUCCCUUACUGGUGGAUUUCUUAUAGACAGAUUUGGAAGGAGACUUGCUAUUAUUAUUGCAUCUUCUUUGCUUGUGGUGGGGAGUCUGAUUUUGCUGCCCUAUGAGUCAUACAAGAUACUCAUUGUGGGCCGGAUGGCCAUAGGUGUUUCCAUAUCAUUGUCAUCGAUUGCGACGUGCGUGUAUAUCGCUGAGAUCGCCCCACAGCACAGAAGAGGCCUCCUGGUAUCUUUAAAUGAACUCAUGAUUGUGAUGGGCAUUCUCUUUGCCUAUAUUUCAAAUUAUGCAUUUGCCAGCAUAUCUCGUGGCUGGAAGUACAUGUUUGGCCUCGUGAUUCCCUUAGGUGCUUUGCAAGCUGUUGCCAUGUACUUCCUUCCACCAAGCCCUCGAUUUCUUGUGAUGAAAAAUAACGAUGAAGCGGCGAGAAGAGUACUGGAGAGGCUACGGGAAACAUCAGAUGCUACUAAAGAACUUACUGUGAUUAAGUCUUCCCUGAAAGAUGAACAUCAGUAUAGCUUCUUGGACCUGUUUCGUUCAAAAAACAACAUGAGGGCCCGAAUGCUGGUAGGACUCACUCUAGUGUUUUUUGUGCAAACAACUGGGCAACCCAACAUUUUAUUUUAUGCAUCAACUGUUUUGAAGUCAGUUGGGUUCCAGAGCAAUGAAGCUGCCAGCUUGGCUUCUACUGGAGUUGGAGUGGUUAAAGUGGUCAGCACAGUCCCAGCCACGUUUUUUGUGGAUCAAGUUGGAAGUAAAACCUUUCUGUGUAUUGGCUCUUCUGUUAUGGCAAUAUCGCUGGUCACUAUGGGCUUAGUGAACCAUAACAUACAUGUGAAUUUCACCAAGGUCUGUAGAAGCCAGUCUCCAGAGGAUUUCCCUCUCCAGAGACCAGGAAACUUCACUGUCACCAAUGGGAGUCUCGAGGACCUCUUUACUAGCAUUACUUCAACAGAAGGAUUGUCACUUGAUGUACAAAGCCUAGAUGUUGCCAGGACAGGAGAACUGAACAGCACCGCCCUGGCAGGAGGCAAAAGCAUGACGGGGUCUCACAUAGAAAGUGGGGAGGUUCCUGUUGUCCUGAAAUGGCUCUCACUGGCCAGCCUGCUUGUCUAUGUUGCAGCAUUUUCCAUAGGUCUUGGACCAAUGUCCUGGUUGGUCCUGAGUGAAAUUUUCCCCGGUGGGAUCAGAGGACGUGCCAUGGCUUUGACAUCUAGCAUGAACUGGGGUAUAAAUCUCCUCAUCUCCUUGACGUUUUUGACUGUAACUGAGCUCAUUGGCUUGUCCUGGGUGUGCUUCAUUUACACAAUAAUGAGCCUAGCAUCACUGGCUUUUGUUAUCAUGUUUAUACCAGAGACAAAAGGAUGCUCUUUGGAGCAAAUAUCCAUGGAACUAGCUAAACAGAAAUACGUGAGGACGCCCUUGUGCCGGGUGAGCCAGCGCGGAGAGAAACUGGUGCCGGUGGAGCUUGACAAGAGGGAGAAAGAGCAGCUCUACUAGACGCGGGGCAAGCAAAGCAGCCUUCACCAAAAGACCAAUUAAAGAAAGAAAAAUGCUGUGUGAUGCUCACGCUCUUACGGGAUGUGCGGUAUCGUUACUAUACACAAGAUAUUCUCUUUUACAUUUCUUGGUAGAACUUCUUUCAGUGGCAGUUUACAGCCAACAUUAAAGGUUGAUAUAGUUUAUAACUAA